Molecule: messenger RNA, 1086 nt
Organism: Fulvia fulva
Lineage: Eukaryota; Fungi; Ascomycota; Dothideomycetes; Mycosphaerellales; Mycosphaerellaceae
Exons: 2
Coding region: 1-1086 (361 amino acids)
Cellular component (GO): endoplasmic reticulum
Molecular function (GO): misfolded protein binding; protein-folding chaperone binding
Source: RefSeq, a predicted model, not a curated record
AUGGCCAGCAACCUCCUCUCCCUAGCCGGAUGGUACUUCCUCCCCUCCCUCGUAACAGGCUACAUCCAAACAACCUUCUACACCAUCCUCAUCCGCGCCGGCGACCCCAAACCCGCCCCGGGCUCCCCGCGCUUCAUCCAACAUCGACGCCUCAUCCAAAUUUCCGUCAUAGUCCUCUACCUCCUCUACACAAUCUACGAGGCCGACCACCAAAUCACCUCAUCCGGCAACUUCUACACCCUCCUCAGCGUCCCCCACGCCGUCGAAGACCGCGCCCUCCAAUCCCGCUUCCGCCGUCUAACGGUCCAGUACCAUCCCGACAAAGCCUCCUACGCCGAUAAACCCGCCAUGGAGGACCUCUACAUCAAGCUCAAAGUCGCGAGAGAUACGCUCGCAGACCCUGCUAAACGUUUCGCCUACGACCGCUUCGGGCCUGAGAUUUUAACAUGGCAGAACUCCAAAUCGAUCAAAGAUUUCAUCUACCACGGCACCCAGCAACUCACAAUGUACUACCUCGGCUCCGCCAGCGUUCUCAUCCUGCUAGGAGUCCUCGGCUACCUGCGCCAGGGCAUGUUCUGGCGGUACGUCGUGAUGACAGCCCUGUUCGUUAUCGAAGUCCAGAUCGCCACGCGGCCUACGUUCCCGGCCGUGUUGACGGGUGCGCUGAAUCCCAUCCUCAGCAUCACAAGGUUACGGCAACCGUAUUUACCAUACCAACUAAUCCUCCUCCUGCGGAAAUUGACGGUGACAUUCUUCAUCGCCAUGUCGCAGCUGGGACCUUUACUGCAGGAUCCUCGCAAAACGGCGGCGGGGGCGGGGGCGCAGGAGGGGGCGGGGGCGGGCGUGACGACGCAGCAGGUGGAGAGGGUUAUGGCGUUGACGCAGGGUGUGGAUCAGGAAGUGAAUCGAUUGAUGGCGUUGGAAUUGAUGCCGUUUAUGGAUACGGCGGCGUCGAAGGAGUUGAGGAGUACGACGAAGGAGUGGUUGGUGCAAAAUACAGUUAGGAAUGAUCCGGAAGUUCACAGCGCUAUUCAGAGGGUACUCGACAGGAGGCGGCGGACAGAACAGGGAGAGGAGGAGCAUUAG